UGCAGCAGCGCUGCGUGCGGAUGGGAUGCUAGUGUUAUCCAACGUCAAAGCGAGUUACCAUCCUCUUGUGAUGUUGCUAGGUGAUUUGUACUUACAGUGUGAACGGUAGUCUUCCUGAGACCACCGUCUUCUGCACAGGCUUCUUGGCUGGACGACUGGGCGAAUACUUCGUUUUUAUUUCCCGCUGCGUCUCCUUGGCGCAGUGGACACAAAAGUCCAUUCACAUCGUUCCGAUUUUUCUUUGCUCUGUCCCCCAUCCGCGUUCAUGGUUCUCCCGUCUCACUUUCGCUCGUGGAGUUGAAGUCUAAGGAGAAAAUGGGGCACCGUUUGAUAGCGACCGUCCUGUUUCUCCCGUGUCUCAUCAGUAAAUCUUUCGCGGGAUUUCCAAAUCAAAUUAACAUAGGGGGACUGUUCAUGCGCUCCACGGUUCAGGAGCAUAGCGCGUUCCGCUUCGCUGUCCAGCUCUACAACACUAAUCAAAAUGUGACGGAAAAGCCGUUCCACUUAAACUACAACGUGGAUAAUCUUGAAUCAUCCAACAGUUUUUCGGUCACCCAUGCGUUCUGUUCACAGUUCUCGCGGGGUGUGUACGCCAUCUUCGGCUUCUACGACAGGAAGUCCAUGAACACGCUGACGUCGUUCUGCGGCGCCCUGCACACCUCCUUCAUCACGCCCAGCUUCCCCACCGAUGCAGACGUCCAGUUCGUCAUCCAGAUGCGGCCGGCGCUCCGAGGCGUGGUCCUUAGCCUGCUGGCCCAUUACAAGUGGGAGAAGUUCGUCUACCUGUACGACACAGACAGAGGGUUCUCCAUUCUGCAGGCCAUUAUGGAGACUGCCGUGGCCAACAACUGGCAGGUGACGGCGAGGUCAGUGGGAAGCAUCGUAGAUCCGCUGGAGUACCGACGCAUCAUCGAGGAGAUGGACCGCCGGCAGGAGAAGCGCUUCCUGGUCGAUUGUGAAGUGGGCCGCAUUAACGCCAUCCUGGAACAGGUAGUCACAUCGGGAAAGAAUGGCAGAGGGUAUCAUUACAUACUGGCCAAUCUGGGCUUCUCGAAUAUGAGUCUAGACAAGGUCGUGUCGGGUGGAGCCAACAUCACAGGCUUUCAGGUCAUAAACCCCGAGAACCCCAUCGUGCAGCAGUUCCUCCAGCGCUGGGACCGGCUGGAUGAGAGAGAAUUCCCCGAAGCCAAGAACACACCUCUGAAGUACACUUCAGCGCUGACUCACGACGCCAUCCUGGUGAUCGCCGAGGCCUUCCGCUACCUCCGGAGACAGCGAGUGGACAUCUCUCGACGGGGCAGCGCGGGCGACUGCUUGGCGAACCCUGCCGUGCCCUGGAGCCAAGGCAUUGACAUAGAGCGGGCACUCAAAAUGGUUCAGGUUCAAGGUAUGACCGGCAACAUCCAGUUCGACAGCUUCGGCCGCAGGUCAAACUUCACCAUUGAUGUUUAUGAGAUGAAACCCGGGGGUGCCAGGAAGAUCGGGUACUGGAACGAAUAUGAGAAAUUUGUAUUUAUAUCGGACCAGCAGGUUACCAACGAGUCAUCUUCUGUGGAAAACCGAACAAUUGUGGUCACUACUAUUAUGGAAGCUCCCUAUGUGAUGUACAAGAAAAACUAUAUGCAGCUGGAGGGGAAUGAGCGCUAUGAGGGCUACUGUGUGGACCUAGCGUCAGAGAUCGCAAAACAUGUCGGAAUUAGAUACAAACUGUCCAUCGUUGCUGAUGGAAAGUAUGGGGCCAGAGACCCUGAAACCAAGACCUGGAACGGGAUGGUGGGUGAACUGGUAUAUGGGAGAGCCGAUAUUGCCGUUGCCCCUCUCACCAUUACUCUGGUGAGGGAGGAGGUCAUAGACUUCUCCAAGCCCUUCAUGAGCUUGGGCAUCUCCAUCAUGAUCAAGAAGCCCCAGAAAUCCAAGCCAGGGGUUUUCUCCUUCCUGGACCCGCUGGCCUACGAGAUCUGGAUGUGCAUCGUGUUCGCCUACAUCGGCGUGAGCGUGGUGCUCUUCCUGGUCAGCCGCUUCAGCCCGUACGAGUGGCACCUGGACGAGAGCGACGAGGCCAAAGACCCCCAGUCCCCGCCCGACCCGCCCAACGACUUUGGCAUUUUUAACAGCCUGUGGUUCUCUCUGGGUGCCUUCAUGCAGCAGGGAUGCGAUAUCUCGCCAAGAUCUCUCUCAGGCCGUAUCGUUGGGGGUGUGUGGUGGUUCUUCACCCUCAUUAUCAUCUCGUCCUACACUGCCAACCUGGCAGCCUUCCUCACCGUGGAGAGGAUGGUCUCCCCCAUUGAGAGUGCUGAAGACUUGGCCAAGCAGACAGAGAUUGCCUAUGGUACACUAGACUCUGGCUCGACAAAAGAGUUCUUUAGGCGCUCCAAAAUAGCAGUGUAUGAAAAAAUGUGGUCGUACAUGAAAUCGGCCGAGCCCUCAGUGUUCGCCAAGACCACCCCCGACGGAGUCGCCCGCGUGCGCAAGUCGAAGGGCAAGUUCGCCUUUCUGCUGGAGUCCACCAUGAACGAGUACAUCGAGCAACGCAAGCCCUGCGACACCAUGAAAGUCGGCGGGAACCUGGAUUCUAAGGGAUACGGCGUGGCCACGCCCAAAGGCUCGGCAUUAAGAACUCCUGUAAACCUUGCAGUAUUGAAACUCAGUGAACAAGGCAUCUUAGACAAGCUGAAAAACAAAUGGUGGUACGAUAAGGGUGAAUGUGGAACCAAGGACUCGGGAAGCAAGGACAAGACCAGUGCCCUGAGCCUCAGUAAUGUGGCUGGAGUCUUCUACAUCCUGGUGGGGGGACUGGGCUUGGCCAUGACCGUGGCCCUGGUGGAGUUCUGUUAUAAGUCCCACCAGGAGACCAAAAGACUCAAACUAGCCAAAAAUGCUCAGAACUUCAAACCUGCUCCUCCGGCAAACACACAGAACUUUGCUACCUACAGAGAGGGUUACAACGUGUAUGGGACAGAGAGCGUCAAGAUCUAAUGCAGGUGACUGCAGAGAAAGAGACCUGGUCAGUUUUGACCCCCCAAAAAGCCCAUGGUGAAUUGAUGCCAGCAGAGUCUGAAGUUGCCUAACCUGAUGUGAAAAUCAGAUCGUACUGAUGAUGCAACACGACUUGAAUCAUGGGACUUGAAGUCUCUCAGUGCCUUACCGCGCCUACUGCGUCAGAGCAAUGCAAACUGUCACCCAACAGGAAUCCCAACAAAAAAUGAGAGACAAAAUCCUAUAUCAAUGAAACAUUCACCUAUUAAUACAACAUUUCUGCAUACAUUAAUUUUUCAAAGAGGAAAAAAACAGUAAUCUCGAGAAACUCCAUCUUGUUCUCGGACACAUAAGAAUGAAAGCUUCACUGCUGAAAGCUUCACUUUAAAUCAUCAUAAUCUCUUUUUAGCCAUAUUUUAAUCAAGAAAAUAUUUAAUGAAGUUAUAUUGUGUUGCUUCAUUUAACAUUACUGUCAUCUUGAUGAUUUAAUAUAAAUAUACGUGUAACAUAGUUUAUUUUAUUAAACUUAGGACAGAACAUUUCUAGAAUAAGAAACAUAGAGAGAAACUUAGAGGUAUUGCUACCCCAGUUGUUGUUUUCCAAACUUCAGUAUAUGUUAUUUCCCCCAUAUUGAUAACAAAUUCGACUCACUGGCUCACACAUGUAUUGCUUAAUGUUUAUGACACCAUUAUGAAAGCAGACUACAGUACGCUACCUAAUUUGUCAGCUGCUAAAAAGAAUAAAGUUAAAAAAUAUCUAUAUUAUUAUUAUUAUUACUUUGGUGCCAUAUUGUCAUUUGGGCAUAUGGUUGAAAUGUGCAGUUUAUAUAAAAAAAAAAUGGUUAAAAUUGUGUGUGUCAAUGACAUGAUUAUUCUUGCCAGUGAAAGAAAUUAUCCAUGCACUGAUGAGAAUUAGCUGAUGCAAGAGACAGUGCAAUGACUUGACAAUGAUGUCCUACUCAUUCUCUAAAACUGAAUGGCAUAUGUUUUUAUUUUAUUUUUUAUUUUAUUUUUUAUUUCAACAUGUAUUUUCAUGUAUCUCCUGUGUACAAAGAAAGAAACUGGAAAUUACAGAAUCAGUCCUUAACGACUUUGUGAUUUUUAAAAUAUAAAAAUAUAGCUAUAAUUCUGUGAAAUACAAAAAUGUACAAAGAGAAGACCGAAACGACAAAAUGUAAAGACAAAUACAGUAUAGUUUUGUAAAUGAAGGAGAGUUCUUUAUGUAUGUGUAUAUUCUUUAGCUGAUUUUCUAGUGAAGCCAUUUUCCUCUGUCCAUUCAAUCGAUCUUCAAUGCAUGUGAACACUGGUGACUGUGCUUUCACCAGGACAUGACUUCUACUGAUCUGCAGACCCUAAGACUUAUCUGAACGUACUGAUCUUCAGCUCUCAUCCACCUCAGCACUCUAAAGCACUAGUCAUGUCAGCAUUGCAACUCACAGGCCUGCAUGUGUGGAGUAAGAAAGCCUCACUAUGAGACGUUUAGUACAUUUUGUA
Messenger RNA from Alosa sapidissima (American shad), 4469 nucleotides. RefSeq names its product glutamate receptor, ionotropic, AMPA 3a (gene gria3a). The transcript has 16 exons. Lineage: Eukaryota; Metazoa; Chordata; Actinopteri; Clupeiformes; Clupeidae. Bases 316 to 2976 code for a protein of 886 amino acids. Gene Ontology annotation, cellular component: dendritic spine; postsynaptic membrane; AMPA glutamate receptor complex. The record is from RefSeq and is a predicted model, not a curated record. Gene Ontology annotation, molecular function: AMPA glutamate receptor activity; transmitter-gated monoatomic ion channel activity involved in regulation of postsynaptic membrane potential. Gene Ontology annotation, biological process: modulation of chemical synaptic transmission; synaptic transmission, glutamatergic; monoatomic ion transport.